Messenger RNA from Neohortaea acidophila, 1454 nucleotides. RefSeq lists its product as uncharacterized. Lineage: Eukaryota; Fungi; Ascomycota; Dothideomycetes; Mycosphaerellales; Teratosphaeriaceae. The transcript has 3 exons. The coding region runs from base 143 to 1213 and encodes 356 amino acids. The record is from RefSeq and is a predicted model, not a curated record.
GAAGCCCCACUCUCCACUCAUUGAUGGAAGGCGGGGAAAUGUAUUUUAUUAAAACAGCAAAGGCCAACUUCACUCCUUCCUAGUACAACACAUAAGGAAAGGACACCUCUCGCAAAGCCCUUCAAUAAUAAUUCCCGCAAAAAUGCCAAAACAGACCUACACCACCCUAACAACCUACGACACCGCGCGCGCGCACGGCGGCGACAUCAAAUACGCCCAAUCCGCCCUGCCCUCCGACCCCGGCUUCGUAGCCUACCACGCCUCCUUCUCCCAACUCCUUGGGUCGGCGCCCAAACUGCACCUCGUCGAGCAGCGCGCGGACAAAUUUGCGCACGAAGCCGGCGUGUACAUCAAGUCGACGGGAAAAAAUUACUUUACUUCGAAUUACCAAUCCGGCCGGACGGUGGAGAAUUAUGCGGUGGAUUGCAAGACGUAUGAGAUUACGGAGGAUAAGUGGGAGGGAGUUGUGAAUGCUAAUGGAGCCUGCCAUUGGAACGAUCGAGUUCUGUACUGCGUCCAAGGCAGCUACACCGUCCCGUCAUCGCUCAUUGCCGUCGAUCCUAGCACGGGAACUUCCAGCGUGGUGAUUGACAACUUCUACGGCCGCGAAUUCAACUCCAUCAACGACGUUGUCAUCCAUCACGAGCGCAGGGAAAUCUGGUUUACGGAUCCGACGUAUGGAUACGAGCAAGCGUUUCGCCCUUCGCCCUUGCUCCCCAGUCAAGUCUACAGAUUCAAGCCGUCUACGGGCCAGAUCUGGUGCGUGGCUGAUGGCUUCGCACAAUGCAAUGGUCUGUGCUUCAGUCCGGAUUACAAGAAGAUGUACAUCACCGACACCGGCGCUCUCCAAGCCCACGGCACGCCCGGAACCGGCCACGCCAUCACACCCAACCCCCGACUCCCAGCCUCCAUCUAUUCCUACGACGUCGUAGACAACGGCACCCGCCUAGCAAACAGGAUGAUGUUCGCCUUCACCGACUCCGGCAUCCCAGACGGCAUCAAGUGCGACGAGGCGGGAAACGUCUACUCUGGCUGCGGCGACGGAGUGCACGUGUGGGAUCCUCUCGGGACGCUGAUUGGUAAGAUCUAUACGGGAUGUGUGGUUGCGAAUUUCAAUUUUGUCAAAGGGGGAAUGUGGUUGAUGGCGGAGGAGAAGUUGUUCUUUUGCGAAUUGGAGGCGAAGGGUACGCUGGUGCAGCUGGAGUGUGAGUGAAUGAAUGGUGGACGACGAGUGGUGUUCUCUCAGAUAUGUUUUAUUCUAAGCUACCGCCUGGCGGUUAUUCCAUUUCCAUGCUGCCCAUCACGGAAAUUGACGAGUCGAUCCUUGCUGCUCCGGCGGCGGAGAAGAAGUUGGAGUUCGAUUGAGUGAAGGGUGGACGGUAAUCGGCGCCCUCUCGGAUAGACUUCUCUACUGUGCUGGCCACUGGUAUCUAAUUCAUUGCCAUGCUGCCCAU